AUGAAUUUCACCAGUUUCUUCAAGUCAAUCUCAAAUUUCCAGUUCCCCUACACCAUAGAUGAGGAGACUGUGCUACUAGAGACACCAUUGUGGCAAGUGUACAAUGGUACAAGGAAGUCUGAUUCAUUACCAGUGACUUUAUUCAAAGCGCAGAGACGCGCUGACACUGAGCAAUUGAUUGCAAACGCAUUACACAAGGCCAAGAUCUUAAAGAUCCCUGGCCUGUGCUCAGUGCUAGAGAUUUCUGAUUCCGAUCCACAAUCCACUUUUAUUAUUACAGAAAGAGUGACACCAUUCAAUUGGGACAAAUUGAAGGAUUACUCCAGCAACAAGGACUCUGUCUAUCUGUGGGUAUCUCAAUUAGUUGAGACUUUACAAUAUAUGAAGACGUUUGUAUUGGGAACACUGAACAGGCAAUCGUUAUUUUUCAACUCCAAGGGUCAGUUGGUGUUUUUUGGUCUAGAACUAUGCUCGAAUAUAGAGGACAGCUUCCAUUUCGGCUCCCAAAUGAAACUGUACUACUCGAUUUGCGGCCUACAGCCGCCCGCUACUGAGGAUCCAAAGAUAGUAGACGCAGUUCUACUGGGCUCUCUGCUGAAAAAUGAUCUGAUGAAGUAUACAGGGAUGCCAAAGGACUGGGUCAAGCUAGUUUCGUCCAUUAGCAAUGGUAAGAGCAGUAUAGCCCGUUUUGCGGACCAAAUUCAAACCACAGAGUCAUGGUACGGCAAUCCUAUGAUCGAAUUAUACUCGGAGCUGAAAGAAUGGCAUAUUAAGAACUUACAAGACAAGAUGAUAGUGCUAAACAACUUGGAAGCGUUAUAUUUCGAAGACCCGGCAAUGUUCAAGAACUUAGCCCCGGGAUUCAUUGAGAAUUUGAUCCUUCCGGAACUGAUCGACAUGAUACAAAAUCUAGUGAACAAUAAUGGCGGAGCGGUACCGUCUACAAGCCACAACAAAAUAGUUUCCUUUUUGGCGAUUCUGCUUGAACUAGCCACUGACAGCAAGAGCUAUGACGAGCCCUUUAGAAACAUAGUUGGGCUUUGUUUCAAGCUACCGGACAGACAAGUCAGGUUCCUAUUGCUGAUGUACUUGCCUACGCUUGUGGAACCUUUCGGUCCUGCGGAAGUAUGCAACAGGAUAUACCCGCAAUUUGUCCAGGGUCUAUCCGACACCGAGCCGAAGCUGAGACUGGAGACGUUGAAGAAGAUUCCAUACAUUGUUCCCAGCUUGAACGAGCGGCAGUUGAACAACGAGCUGCUGCGGUACCUGGCGAAGACCCAGGUGGACUCCGAUAUCGAGAUCAGGACCUGGACCGUGUUCAUCAUCACGAAGAUAGCCAGCGAGCUGUCCAGUUCCAUGGGCAACAGGGCCAGCAUCCUUGCCACUGCGUUCACGAAGUCGCUGAAGGACCCCGAGAUCAAGCCCAGGCUCGCUGCGUUGCACGGGCUCACUGAGACGAUCACUCUGUUCGAUGCAGGCACCAUAGCCACAAAAGUGCUUUCCGUGAUCGCGCCGUCGUUCAUGGACAAGGACAAGCUAGUGAGACGCAAAGCGCGCGAGCUGUUCAAGCUGUACAUGGCGAGGCUCGAGGAGGCCGCGAAGGAGCUGGACGGCUCGGGCGAGGGCGCAGACUCCACGGGCACGCGCAUAGACUUUGCUGAGUACGAGUCCACGCGUGACCAGGACGCCGAGAUGCUGGCCCAGUUCCUGGACAACCUGAAGCUGGGGUCAACGUCCUCCGUGAACUUGAUGAAGGCACGCAGCAACAACAACUCCAACAUCAGCCUCGGCAGCACACCAGCAGCACCAGCGACCCCAGCAACACCAGCAACACCAGCGACCCCAGUCCCGACCAGUACAAGUACGGGAGACGACGCAUGGGAAGAGAAGAGACGCCCCGUCCAGCGCAAGUCCAUACUCAGCGCGAAACCGAAACCGCAGCCAAAGCCAACCGCAAGGAAGCAGGCAAAGAAAGUAGAGCUCUGGGACGACCCGGACGUAGAAGACGAAGGCUGGGGCGACGACUGGUAA
Messenger RNA from Nakaseomyces glabratus, 2031 nucleotides. RefSeq names its product COPI-interacting protein CEX1 (gene CEX1). Gene Ontology annotation, biological process: tRNA export from nucleus. Gene Ontology annotation, cellular component: cytoplasm. The record is from RefSeq and is a predicted model, not a curated record. Lineage: Eukaryota; Fungi; Ascomycota; Saccharomycetes; Saccharomycetales; Saccharomycetaceae.